AUGACCCCCGCAUCAACAGCAGCGAACCAGCCCGGGCGGCAUGCGCCCCCGCCGACUCUAUACCAGGGGCUGGACCAAGACGAGCUGCGGGCCAAGGCGGAACGAUACCUGCUCUGCUACGGGUCCAGCUUCCACCGCGACGUCAUCACGGGCUCACGCGGCCUAUACAUCUACACGGCGUCAGGGCAUAGCGUCAUGGACUGGACGUCGGGCCAGAUGUCCUGCCUGCUGGGCCACGGCCACCCCGAGAUCGUCCAAGUCAUGCGCGAGCACGCGCGCCACCCCGACCACCUCGUCUCCGGCAUGCUGUCGCCGCCCGUCCUGGCCCUGGGCGAGCGCCUGUGCGACGCCUUGCCGCCGGGCCUUGACCGGGCCCUCUUCCUCUCGACCGGCGGCGAGAGCAACGAGGCGGCCAUCAAGCUGGCCAAGGUGUACACGGGUAAGUUCGAGAUCGUCGGCGUCGGCGCCUCGUGGCACGGCAUGACGGCGCAGGCGCAGGCCGUGCAGUACCACUUUGGCCGCGCCGGACACGGGCCGCUCAUGCCGGGAACGCACAUGCUCCCAGCGCCCAAUGCCUACCGAUCCGUCUUUCGCCGGCCCGACGGCUCGUACGACUGGGAGGCGGAGCUGGAGCACGGAUGGCGUAUGGUGGACCUGCAAUAG
Hirsutella rhossiliensis is the source of this 663-nucleotide messenger RNA. RefSeq names its product aminotransferase class-III domain-containing protein. Gene Ontology annotation, cellular component: mitochondrion. Gene Ontology annotation, molecular function: transaminase activity; pyridoxal phosphate binding. The transcript has a single exon. The coding region runs from base 1 to 663 and encodes 220 amino acids. The record is from RefSeq and is a predicted model, not a curated record. Lineage: Eukaryota; Fungi; Ascomycota; Sordariomycetes; Hypocreales; Ophiocordycipitaceae.